Molecule: messenger RNA, 231 nt
Organism: Molossus molossus (Pallas's mastiff bat)
Lineage: Eukaryota; Metazoa; Chordata; Mammalia; Chiroptera; Molossidae
Gene: DEFB121
Product: defensin beta 121
Exons: 2
Coding region: 1-231 (76 amino acids)
Biological process (GO): innate immune response
Cellular component (GO): extracellular region
Source: RefSeq, a predicted model, not a curated record
AUGAAGCUCAUUCUUCUGGUUUUGACUGUUACCCUGCCACUGGCCCAGGUCACCAAAGUCAUGAAGUGUUGGGGUAAGUUGGGAAUUUGCAGAAUCUUUUGUGAAAAGAAUGAAGCAUUCUACAUAUUAUGCAAUACUGAAGCUCAAUGCUGUGUGAAUCCGAAGUUCUUACCUGUCAAGACUAAAUACUCAAAUGUAGCUCGAAGCCUGGAAACACCUUCUGCAGUCUGA